AUGGCCGACAUAGACAUUAACCCGCAAUUCGGCGCAGAGCUCAAGGAUGGCUUCAAGCCGGUUAACGCUUGGGUCGCGAAUGGUAUCGGCUGGCUGGACGAGAUACAGCAGUUCUACCGGGAACGCGCCGCAGUAGAGAAGGAGUACGCCGGAAAGCUGAGCGCGCUGGCUAAGAAGUACUUUGAGAAGAAAGCCCGCAAGUCAAGCACUCUCAGCGUGGGCGACACCCCCACCGUCACUCCGGGGUCGCUGGAAUGCGCCUCCAUGACCACAUGGCAAGUCCAGCUCACCACCCUCGAAAACCGCGCGAGCGAACACGAGCAAUUCUCCCAGCAACUCGUCACCAACCUGGCCGAGCCCCUUAAGCAGCUCGCCGCCCGCUACGAAGAGCUACGCAAGUACCAUGGCGACUACGCAGCCAAGCUGGAGAAGGAGCGAGACUCAACAUAUAACGACCUCAAGAAAGUAAAGGGCAAAUAUGACAAUGCCUGCCAGGAGGUCGAGAAUCGCCGCAAGAAGUCUGAUGGCGCGUUCGACCAUGGAAAAGCAAAGGCGCGUGCCGCUUUCGAGCAGCAACAGGCUGAAAUGCGGAACUUAAAGAGUACUUAUAUUAUCAGCAUCAAUGUAACCAAUAAGCAAAAGGAACGAUACUACCACGAAUAUGUCCCUGAGCUUCUGGAUAGCUUGCAAGAUCUUUCCGAGACGCGGGUUGCGAAAUUGAAUGAAAUCUGGUCAUUGGCUGCCCAAAUCGAAACCGGCACGCUUGCACGGAGCACGGAGUUCUUGAACCACCUGGCUUCAGAAAUCCCACGCAACAACCCCAAGCUGGACUCCAUGAUGUUUGUCCGACACAACACCCAGGACUGGCAUGACCCAGCAGACUUUGUCUUUGAGCCGAGCCCCGUCUGGCAUGAUGACGACACGAUCCCCGCAGACGAGACGACGAAGGUUUUCCUGACGAACAUUUUGACGAAGAGCAAGGGAUCGCUAGGGGAGCUGAAACGCCAAAUUGAUGCGAAGCAGAGAGAGGUUCAAAACGCUAGGAAGGCGCGAGACCUCAUUCGAGAGGGCAAAGACAAGCGUGAUGAAGUGGAGUGUGUACGCGCCAUCUUCUCGUUGCAGGAACAAAUGCAUGAAGUUCAGCGGCAGAAGACGACUGCAGAGGUGGAGGUCGCGACAAUCACAACAGCAGUGGGAGAUGUCAGCAUUGGAGCACGGAAUCACAACUUCAAGGCCCAGACGUUCAAGAUUCCCACGAACUGCGAUCUCUGUGGUGAUCGCAUCUGGGGUUUGUCCGCCAAGGGGUUCGACUGUCAAGACUGUGGUUACACGUGCCACAGCAAGUGCGAGAUGAAAGUUCCUGCAGACUGCCCUGGCGAGAUGAACAAAGAGGAAAAGAAGAGGCUCAAGGCAAGAAGGCAGGAAGAUGCGAAGGCCUCGACGGCAAGUUUGGGGGCUACAGACUCACAAUCAGACCUACCCCAGCUCAGCCGCAGCGAUACCGUGAACUCGAUGAACACGUUGAGCUCUGGUUACUCUGCAACAGCACACCGGUCUAUAUCUGGCACGGCAGAAGCCCCGGAGGAGAAGUCGCCGGAAAGGAAGAAAUCCCUUCCUGCUAUACGGAAGAACCGGAUCAUGGCGCCACCUCCUGCGCAAUACAUUAAGAGCGCGGACUCUGCAGCGCCUUCGAAUGGUGAUAGUCACAAGGCCAACGAACCAAAGGGCAAGAUGAUGUACCCUUACACAGCCGCUGGCGAGGGCGAGAUAUCCAUCGACGAGGGCAAGGACGUUGCCAUUUUGGAACCAGACGACGGAUCAGGAUGGAUGAAGGUCCGCGCCGGCCACGAGGAAGGGCUGGUGCCUGCUAGCUAUGUCGAAGCUGUCCCUGCAUCUCCCGUGCGUCCCAGCUCGACGUACUCCAAUUCCAAUGCUUCGAUUGCAGACAGUAUUGCUGCUGUGGCUGCGAAGAAGAAGGGCCCUGCAGUGGCACCGAAGAGAGGUGCAAAGAAGCUCAAGUACGCCGAGGCCUUGUACGACUACGAGGCGCGCAGUGAUGCUGAGCACACGAUCGUGGAGGGUGAGCGGUUCGUGCUCAUCAACAAGGAUGCGGGCGAUGGAUGGGCGGACGUUGAGAAGGGAGGCAUCGUCAAGAGCGUGCCCGCGAAUUAUAUCCAGGAGGUUUGA
This is a messenger RNA of Lasiodiplodia theobromae, 2187 nucleotides long. Its product is annotated as Actin polymerization protein. The transcript has 7 exons. The record is from RefSeq and is a predicted model, not a curated record. Bases 1 to 2187 code for a protein of 728 amino acids. Gene Ontology annotation, biological process: regulation of actin filament polymerization. NCBI's taxonomy places the organism in Eukaryota, Fungi, Ascomycota, Dothideomycetes, Botryosphaeriales, Botryosphaeriaceae. Gene Ontology annotation, molecular function: protein binding.